This is a messenger RNA of Cervus elaphus (red deer), 6383 nucleotides long. It is a transcript of the gene SCARF2, whose product is annotated as scavenger receptor class F member 2. The transcript is spliced from 11 exons. Gene Ontology annotation, molecular function: scavenger receptor activity. The record is from RefSeq and is a predicted model, not a curated record. The coding region runs from base 546 to 2939 and encodes 797 amino acids. NCBI's taxonomy places the organism in Eukaryota, Metazoa, Chordata, Mammalia, Artiodactyla, Cervidae.
GGACGCCCGGGGCCGGGACAGCGGAGGGGGCGCUGGGGACCGCCCUGCGCCGCACGCGCGGGCUCCUCGGGCCGCCCUCCCCGACGCCAGCUCCGCUCCGGGCCGAGCCCGGGCGCCGGGCCACGACGGUGCGUCCGAGAAUACCCCGGGCUAGAGGAGAGCAGAGGGCAGCGGGCGCCGGGAGGGCAGACACACGGGGUCCGAGAUUUCAGACCCAGAAAAGAAGGACCCUUGGGCCGGGUUGGGAGGGCCGUAAGAAGACGGGAAGCGCCUUACAAGUCCGUGGCAGGGCAUGUGCCAGGGCCCGGGCAGACCAGUGUGGCCGAAGCCGGCAGGGAGGGAGGCUGAGAGGCCAGCGGUGGCCUCCUUCCUGCGAGGGGGGGAGCCGGGGAGGUCUCGAGGCGAGUGGGAAGCACAGAUUGGCGUCUUAGGAAGAGCCGACGUGGGUGGGAAGAGGGUGGUUGCGGAGUGAGGCGUCGAGGAGCCUGCGUUCCGAGUGGGCCAGGAACGGGAACAGGACAAGGGCGGGCGCCGGCCUCUGGAGGAUGCGGACCCUCCCCGGUGGGAGCUCCCAGGAGCUCACGUGCUGCGCCGGCUGGAGACAGCAGGGGGACGAGUGUGGGAUCGCUGUGUGCGAAGGCAACUCCACGUGCUCAGAGAACGAGGUGUGCGUGCGACCCGGCGAGUGCCGCUGCCGCCACGGCUACUUCGGGGCCAACUGCGACACCAAGUGCCCGCGCCAGUUCUGGGGUCCCGACUGCAAGGAGCUGUGCGUCUGCCACCCGCACGGGCAGUGCGAGGACGUGACGGGCCAGUGUACUUGUCACGCGCGGCGCUGGGGCGCACGCUGCGAGCAUGCGUGCCAGUGCCAGCACGGCGCGUGCCACCCUCGGAGCGGCGUGUGUCGCUGCGAGCCCGGCUGGUGGGGCCCGCAGUGCGCCAGCGCGUGCUACUGCAGCGCCACGUCACGCUGCGACCCGCAGACGGGCGCGUGCCUGUGCCACGCGGGCUGGUGGGGCCGCAGCUGCAACAACCAGUGCUCCUGCAACACGUCGCCGUGCGAGCAGCAGAGCGGCCGCUGCCAGUGCCGGGAGCGCACGUUCGGCGCGCGCUGCGAGCGCUAUUGCCAGUGCUUCCGCGGGCGCUGCCACCCGGUGGACGGCACGUGCGCGUGCGAGCCCGGCUACAGGGGCAAGUACUGCCGGGAGCCGUGCCCCGCCGGCUUCUACGGCCUGGGCUGCCGCCGCCGAUGCGGCCAGUGCAAGGGCCAGCAGCCGUGCACCGUGGCCGAGGGCCGCUGCCUGACGUGCGAGCCCGGCUGGAACGGCACCAAGUGCGACCAGCCAUGCGCCGCCGGCUUCUACGGCGAGGGCUGCGGCCGCCGGUGCCCGCCGUGUCGCGACGGGCACGCCUGCAACCACGUGACCGGCAAGUGCACGCGCUGCAACGCGGGCUGGAUCGGCGACCGGUGUGAGACCAGGUGCAGCAAUGGCACGUACGGCGAGGACUGCGCGUUCGUGUGCGCCGACUGCGGGAGCGGCCACUGCGACUUCCAGUCAGGACGAUGCCUCUGCAGCCCGGGCGUCCACGGGCCCCACUGUAACCUGACGUGCCCGCCCGGGCUCCACGGUGUGGACUGCGCCCAGGCCUGCAGCUGCCACGAGGACUCGUGCGACCCGGUCACCGGUGCCUGCCGCCUGGAGACCAACCAGCGCAAGGGCGUGAUGGGCGCGGGGGCGCUGCUCGCCCUGCUCCUCGGCCUGCUACUCUCGCUGCUCGGCUGCUGCUGCGCCUGCCGCGGCAAGGACCCAGCGCGCGGGCCCCGACCCCGCAGGGAGCUCUCACUGGGGAGGAAGAAGGCGCCACAGCGCUUGUGCGGACGCUUCAGUCGUAUCAGCAUGAAGCUUCCCCGGAUCCCGCUCCGCAGGCAGAAGCUGCCCAAGGUCGUAGUGGCCCAUCACGACCUGGACAACACACUCAACUGCAGCUUCCUGGAGCCGCCCUCGGGGCUCGAGCAGCCCUCACCGUCGUGGUCCUCCCGGGCCUCCUUCUCCUCCUUCGAUACCACGGAUGAAGGCCCCGUGUACUGUGUACCCCAUGAGGAGGCGGCCGCCGAGAGCCGGGAUUCGGAGGUCCCCGCCGCGGCGCCAGUGACCACGCCGGCGGAGGAGGCUGCGCCCCUCCCCGCGUCCUCCGACAGCGAGCGGUCGGCAUGCAGCGGUGACGGGCCCGGAGGGGCGCUGUAUGCGCGUGUGGCCCGGCGCGAGGCCCGGCCGGCCCGGGUCCAAGACGAGGCCCGAGGUCUGUCGCUUUCGCCAUCGCCCGAGCGCCGGAAGCCGCCACCACCCGACCCCGCCACCAAACCCAAGGUGUCCUGGAUCCAUGGCAAGCACGGUGCCGGGGCUGCCGCCGCAGCCCGUGCGCCCUCGCCUCCACCUGCGGGCCCCGGGGCCGCUCCCAGCCCCAGCAAGAGGAAACGGACGCCCAGCGACACGUCAGCGCGGCCCCCCGGGCUGGCAGAGGAGGGGCCGGCCCUCGCGGCACCCUCCCCGCCUCGGGCUCGGGCUCGGGGCCGCGGCCCAGGCCUCCCAGAGCCCACGGACGCUGGCGGGCCCCCGCGCAGCGCUCCCGAGGCUGCCUCCAUGCUGGCCGCCGAGCUGCGCGACAAGACUCGCAGCCUGGGCCGCGCCGAGGGGCCCCCGGGCAUGCAGGGCCCCCGAGAGAAGCCGGCGCCUCCGCAGAAGGCCAAGCGCUCCGUGCCUCCCUCCUCGCCAGCCCGUUCGCCCCCCGCGCCCGAGGCCCCGGGGCCCGAAAAGGCGGCAGCCGGCACGCCCGGAUCCGACACCCCUCGAAAGAAAACCCCCAUUCAGAAGCCGCCCCGCAAAAAGAGCCGGGAGCUGGCGGGCGAGCCGGGCCGGGCGGGCGCGCCCACGCUGUAGUAAGGGCGGCCCACGGGCCUGCAACUUCCCCGCUUAGCAGCACUGCUUGGCGCCCCGUGCCCUGCGCGCCCUCCUCUGCCACGGGAGCUGCAGGGCGGGACGCUGCGUCUCGCUGGUUCGGCCCGCGGCCCUCCUGGACGGGCCCGUGCUUGCUGCGGCAGGAAGCCCCAUCCCAGUGGCUGAGGCCUGACAGGCGCUUCGCUGACCCCUCCCUUCCCACAGCCUCCCUGGGGAGGGCUCCCGCCUGCCUGCUGGGCUCUCCAAGGCCAGGGGCAGGAGGGCUCUGUCUAGAGGACACCUCCCACUGGCCCAGAGUGCCUCCUCUGGGCCACCUUCUCACUGGCUGGGGCCAGAAGCACUUCCACCCGGGAUGCCUCUCCGGUCAGGGCCUGGCGCCUCUGGCUGGAGGCUCCCUCCCCGCGACCCUGGCCAGAGGCUUCUUCCACUGGCCGAGCCCCAGGGUCUCUGGUUGACAGGAGCCUGGGGAGGAGGGCUGGUCUCUGCUCCUCAGGGGGCUUGGCUGUCCCCCAACCAGUCCUCCCCAGCCUCCCCAGCCCCCUCUGCUGUCGAGCUGGUUUUGAUGGCCUCCCAGCACCCCACAUGCCUGGGAAUUCGAGGGGCAACUCCAGUGGCCUGAGGAGAUGUAUUUAUAGGCCCCUGGCAGGGCUGCUCCCACCCCCCCACCCCUGGGGGGCCCCAGGAUGGGCUCCUCUCGGCAGGGGCUUGGCCAAAGCUUUCUGAAUAAAGUGCCUCCCCCCCCCCCACCACCAUGGUCUGCCCGCUUCCUCUCUGCUGGGCCUCUUGACAAGGACGUCACCCCAAGAAACCUGGCACCCCUUGACCCAAGUGGCGUCUGGGAGCCCAGGUGUCGUCCCCCAAGACCACGUGGGAAGUGGGUCCUAUCUGUCUGCCCAGCCUUCAGCUUUUUAUCCAAUGUGUUGGGCAUCCACUCAGCCCACCCCCCCUCCACUGGCAGCUGGUGACGCCGGGCGGGCGGGCAGGAACAGAUAGGAUGGUUACAAGGAAGGAGCCCGUGUGCGGCGACUCCUGCCCUGCGCCUUCCCCACCGGCCACCGCUGUGACACUCGGGGCCCCAAGCUCUUUGGUGUGUCUGGGGCGGGUCAGAGGCUGGGGCCAGGGGGCAGCAGGCCAGGAGCACAGCCUCUAGCCGGGCCACGUCUGGCACAAACAAGACCGUCUGGCCAUUCACAGAGCCCUGCUGUCCGUCUCAAUGGGCUCCCUGUCCUCAGCCGGAAACGCUCAGCCGCCCACCCUGCUGGCUGCGGGAGCUGGGGGAGGGGGGAGCAUGCCUGGCCCCGAGCCCCUGCUGGCCCCUCUCUGUCCUGGCCUUCUUUCUGCAUCCCUUAUUAUGUGUCUUCAGGGCUUGUGGCCCUCAGGAGGGCCUCGCAAGUGAUCUUCCCGAGCUCCAUAACCUCACCUCUCUAUGGUGUGCACUGUCCCCGCCCACCUGGGCUCCUCCAUCGCCCGCCUCUGCCUGGCGGGCCUCUUCCUCACCCCCCAAACCCCGUUGCCAGCUCUUUCCAUCAGGAGAUUCAGCCAAGACGCUCCCAUCACCUCCCCACGCCCUCCCUGUGGACCCUGGAACGACCGGAGUGUGACCAGUGCUGGUGGCUCAGGGGUCUCACCUCGUGAGUCUCCGGUCCUCUGGCCAGAUGCCACCUGGAGGUCCAUGUCGGUGACCCAUGCAGGGGCCGAGCCAGCUGAGCGGAGACGCCUCAUGGCACGGGUGGACAUCUGGCGUGGCUCCCGUGGCCGUGGUCCCGGCCUCUGGCCUGGUCGGGCCGCACGUGGAAGGCGGGCUCCCGCUCCCUGGGCACACGGCUUCCCUAGAGCCAGCCGGGCACCCUCCCAGCCGUGGCCCUGCGCCUGGCCACAGCCUCAUCCCUUCCUUCCGGCACCAGGCUGUGCUGGCUGCCGGGCAGAGAACACAGCCUUAACAUUGGCCAGGAGGGGCAGAGGCCCAGCGAGGGCAGGGCACGGACUGAGGAGGGCGUGGAGGGCGGGCGGUGGGUCAGGCAGCAGUGGCUGGGCACCCCCACUCACCGUGCCCACCCUGUUGCUCCCCGACCCCCCCGACCCCUGCUCCAGUGGGCAAACCACUCCCCAGCCUGGAUCAGCACGGUUUGGGGCAACCGGAGGGCUUGGGCCCCAUAUCUCACGUCCAGCAGGCCUCCCCCGGGGCCCCUCCGCCCCCUGCCCCGGAGCCUCCGAGCAUCGGAGACCCUGAACUUCAGGAGUCCCUCUGUGUCGGCGCCCCAUGGAGCAGGGGCCCCUCUGGCACUUCCGGCAGCAGCCCUGCUACCGGCACCCUGGAGGCCAGAUGCUGUGGCCUGGGGCACCCAGCCCAGGAAGCUCCCCCCCCCCCGGAAGGUCUAGGUAGCAGCCUGGUGAGGGAGCUGCCAGACCCCACCCCGGCCCGACACCCACUCCCCCCCCCACGGCCCUGCAGCAGCGCCAGCUCCCAGGGCAGGCGCCACAAAAGGGAACCGCGGCUGCUGGAACCUCCGUUGCCAUGGGGACGGGGACCACAGGACUCACAUCUGGUAGCGAUUGAGGAGGAAAAAUUAUGAGUCGUGGAAAAUGCAAAUAUUUUUUGUAGCACAGAGCACAAAGGAGGGGGAGGAAUGUGGGACUGGAGAAGGCCUGAGCCGGAGCACACGCCACACAGAGGCCGAGCUACAUGCACACACGCGUGCACACACACGUGCACACAGACACACACUCUGAAACGUACCUGCACCUACAGCCAGGCCAACAGAGAUCGAGAGAUGCCACCAGUGCCCCCACCCCCGCCCCGGGGCGGAAACAGACAGCCCUGCCAACACAAACACAGAAACUGAGGCCGAGGCCCUGUCACACCGCACCCGCACACGCACACCAGGAGAACCGGGGAAACACAGGGAGAGACGCACACACUGAAGCGAACACGCGUGUACGAGGAAGCAUGCUCUCUCGGCAAAACACCUGGAACAGAGAAGGCUCAGCAACGCACACGGUACCACCAGGUGCGGGACACGGAGACGGCAUGGACGUGCGGCACAGCACAGCCCCCAGCUCAGAGAAGACCUGGGAGAGACACAGACCCUGCAACACGCGCGUGCGCACACACACACUCACACACACACACCCUGCAGGCUCCCAGGAGGACCCACAGCACUCAGUCCACUACACAUCAGGAGGCGGACACGGGACGACGCUGCUGAAUUUGUCUGUGUUGGAGGUCGCACCCCACUGUGAGCCCAGAGCCCGAUCCUGAAAGGCCAAGUUGUCCUGGCACGUGCCAGACUCCCUCAUCCGUUCUUGUAACUCCCUCGAUCACCCGGCUCUAGAAAACCCCAGCUGCUACCUUUCCUGGUCAACAUUUCUUGUUAGCAAAUGUUGCUCCUGCCGCCAUCGCGGGAAUAAAACCAUCCGCUGACUGUC